UGCGACCCAAUCGAAAUUCGAAAACUUAUUAAUUUUAUUGUAUAAAAAAAAUUGAGAGCGAAGCACAAUGCUGCCAGUACUUAGUUUUGUGAGUCUCGUCUUUGUCUGCAACAUCAAUGCUGGAAAUUUGCCUGAAUACAUUCAACGAUGCGAUUUGGAAGACAAGAAUUUCGUGGAAUGUGUGAAAGAAAAAAUAUCAACUACACUGCCUUACUUCACGAAAGGCAUUAAGGAGCUUGAUGUGCCGCCUUUGGACCCUGUAAAGUUGGACGAUAUCGACAUCAAUGGAAACGGACUGAACCUCUCAUUUACGGAUGCCAAUAUGUACGGAAUCAGCAACGCUGUCAUCACGAAUCUCAAAUUGGACAUCGGGAAAGAUGACGAAACGUUUUCGCUACAAUUCAAGUCUAACAUGACUCUCAUGGCCAAGUACGUUAUCAACGGCAGGAUUCUCAUCCUGCCCAUCCAGGGGAAAGGAGAUGCUAAGGUCAAAGCCAAUAAUGUGGAAGUGCAGAUCGACAGUAAACUGAGCCAUGUAAAAGACAAGGCGGGAACUCACUUCAGACUGGUCACGCCGAUUUACAAAUAUAAUAUCGAGAAGACUACAUUCCAGUUCGAUAACUUAUUCAACGGAAACAAACGGUUGUCGGACACGACACACGAAUUUGCUAAUCAAAACUGGCGGCAGCUGAUGGACGAUCUCUCUCCGCCAUACAUCAAACAAAUUGUCAAGACCUGCGUGAAAGCCAUCAACAAAUUCUUCGCCAAGUUUACCAUUCAAGAAAUGGUGAAGAACUACAAGGAAAACUAAAAUGUGAUAAUUAAAAAAAGGAAGGGAAUUAGGAAUCAAUCUCUAGAAAAUUAAUUAAUAAAGUAAGACUCGAGACUCGAAGAUAUUUCACUUCUCCAGACUCAUAUGUACUUGACGCCUAGUAAUAAGAAAAAGAUAUGAUUUGAUUUGUGUGCAGAUUGCUCUGCAUUAGAUAUGAGCGCCGAUAAUAGACCAAUCAGCGGCGCCGCGCCGACGAAAAUCUGUCGGCGGUGGUGGGGGCGUUUCGGCGGCGCGAGUGCGACCAUGAAACGAAUUUGUAUAAACAAACACCGUGUAUAACGGUGUUUGUAUUUACAAAAACCGUAAUACAAAUAUUUUGUCAAAGGAAAAAUAAAAUAUCGUAUUU
Molecule: messenger RNA, 1178 nt
Organism: Hyposmocoma kahamanoa
Lineage: Eukaryota; Metazoa; Arthropoda; Insecta; Lepidoptera; Cosmopterigidae
Product: protein takeout-like
Exons: 5
Coding region: 68-811 (247 amino acids)
Source: RefSeq, a predicted model, not a curated record